AUGGUUGAUGAGAAGGAACCAGCUCCCAAGAAGGGAGCUAAGAAAGUCUUAAAGAAACUGGCAGCAAAGGGUGGCAAGAAGUGGCGAAGGUCCAGGAAGGAGAGUUACUCCAUUUACAACUAUAAAGUGAUGAAGCAGAUUCACCCCGACACUGACAUCUCCUCCAAGGCCAUGAGUAUCAUGAACUCACUCGUGAGCGAUAUUUUCGAGUGCAUCACGGGUGAGGCUUCCCACCUGGCCCAUUACAACAAGCGCAGCACCAUCAGCUCCCAGGAGAUCCAGACUGCCGUGAGCCUGCUGCUGCCUUGGGAACUGGCCAAGCAUGCCGUGUCGGAAGGGAGAAAGGCAGUGACCAAGUACACCAGCUCCAAGUAA
Molecule: messenger RNA, 375 nt
Organism: Carcharodon carcharias (great white shark)
Lineage: Eukaryota; Metazoa; Chordata; Chondrichthyes; Lamniformes; Lamnidae
Product: histone H2B-like
Exons: 1
Coding region: 1-375 (124 amino acids)
Cellular component (GO): nucleosome
Molecular function (GO): structural constituent of chromatin; protein heterodimerization activity; DNA binding
Source: RefSeq, a predicted model, not a curated record